AUGGCUGGCGGAAACCGAGAACUUCAGAGGGGUAAUACACACCCCCGUCCAUCCAAGGAAAAGCCUCUGCGAUCACCUAGAAUCGUGUCAGGCGUGUUCUCAGACAGUACAUGCCAAAUCUAUGGCGGAAUCGACAUGGCCUUGUCGCUAUCACAAGUGAUCCUGGCGACCAUAAUCGCUUUCGAUCGCUACAUUGUAACAAACACGCCGAAAUGGGGAAAAUGGCGAUGUCACUCCAAUUAUGUAAAAUUGAUAGUCAUACUUACUGGUUUCGCAACUCUAUGGAGUGCUGUACCAGUUAUUGGAUACGGUAAAUACAGUACAUUUCAUGGGAACACUUUCUGUUCACUAGAUUGGCGACAGGGCGAUUUUGACGCCAGCUCAGAAGAGUCAACCGAAGCCGCGCAUCAUUAUAUAGCGUUUCUUACAGCCACCUGUUUGAUCUUCUUCCUGAUACCAGUCUGCAUUGCGUCCUCAUUUUACUACAGUAUCAUCGAUCACGUAGACAGGCAAAGUACAACCGAAGCACGAGAAGAAAAUGGAAACUCACUGGCAGACUGCUGUACCUGGGCACCGAAAGGGAAUGUGGCUAAGGUCGGCCUCGGAUGCCUACUAGCGUCGACGUUACCAUUCCUGGCUUAUUCCAUCGUUUGCCUGAAUCCGAUGAAGUCAGACCUCAAUAAUGUCUCCUACGUCGUCGUACCGGUGAUAAUCAGUCGAUUAUGUCCACUGCUCAAUCCGCUUCUGUACAUAUGGUGCAAUCCAGAUAUCGUUCCGAUUAACACGCUGAUCGAAAAGCGAAUGGCAAAACGUCGUCCACCACCCAAGACUUACCACACGAUCAAUCUGAUCGCCGAAGUUCCUGGCAUGUCGUUUCCUCUUCUCACUCCGACUGUUCCUCGUCGGCAGCUUCCACAGAUUCCACCCAACCUGUUGUCACCGAAUCGGAGACCGGUAUACUUCGAGGAGCCCCAUGAGAACAGUCCAAUGUUGAUGUAA
Haemonchus placei is the source of this 999-nucleotide messenger RNA. NCBI's taxonomy places the organism in Eukaryota, Metazoa, Nematoda, Chromadorea, Rhabditida, Trichostrongylidae. The record is from the annotation of a GenBank genome assembly.